AUGUAUAAAUCAUUCAGGGUGUCAGUUAGCUGGCUUACAAUUAAUGCUCUUUUAUGGCUAUGGCUGAUCCUCCAAAGGAUACUCUAUUGCAGCGUUUGGCAUUAUUGGAGUUACGAAUCUGAAUAUCGAGAUGUUUCAUAUCCCUGGUGGCAACAUGUCUGGUCUUCAUACUAUCCUGUACCCAUACAGCCACCGGUGAUGUCGGCCGGUUUUAUUAGUUGGAUUAUCGCGAUGUUGAUUGCGGUAACUGCUUUGGGAUGUGCAAACUCUACAGAUCGCGUGGAAACUUUUGUUAAAGAAUCUUUAGUUAAAUUCCGGAACGCCUUUGCGAUGGUCAAAUUACAUAUGGAAUGGUCAGAGGACGGCGAGAAAAAUGUUGUCAUAAAAACAUAUUCUUGUUCUAGAGCGCAAGAGGAGAUCCUCGUACCUAUUGAAGCAAACGCGAUAUUGGACGAUGGCGAAAUCAGUAUAGGUUGCGAGGAUGGCCGCUCAGAAAUGUCGAACGAUACGAACAAUGCGGCGCGUGGAGAUAUACAUCCGAUUUCUUACGGAACAAAUUGGAUGCCGCAGCCAAAUUUCUCCCCGUUUAAGGAAAUGCAGCGAAAAAUAUCGAAGAAAUCCUUUCACACAGUGGCAGGCGCCAAUGACAUUCAGGAUCCUGACAAAUUCACCAAGCAAUUGCGAAACCGACGCGGCUGUCACACCGUGAUACCGAGCAAUUGCAGCGAGCAAUCAAGUGAAUGUUGAAGGGACUUGUCAAUGUUCAUUGAACGAUCGUCAUCAAAGAGCUCUUCGAUUGAGCAAUGCUCAUGGGAAAACAUAUCCUCGAAUGUGGCGCGUCAAUUUCGCAGAGAAUAUUUAAUUUAUAUAAACUAACGAGUGUCAGCGCGCUGUG
This is a messenger RNA of Acromyrmex echinatior (Panamanian leafcutter ant), 895 nucleotides long. RefSeq lists its product as uncharacterized. NCBI's taxonomy places the organism in Eukaryota, Metazoa, Arthropoda, Insecta, Hymenoptera, Formicidae. The record is from RefSeq and is a predicted model, not a curated record.